GCCACAGUCGGGUUGUGCUCUGUGCGACAGGUACGCCGAGACACCACGUGAUCAUUUGAAUGGCCGGGGGCAGGUGCACUUCGCUGCUAUUGUGACGUCACCGGUACUGACAUACAAACGUCGAACACCCUGACGAUUCAGCUUCGUCAAAAUUCAAAUUCUGGCAGUUGAGAAAGCACCCAGCACCAAAGUCUUGCUGUCUGUUCAUGGAAAAUGUUAUCCGCGCGCCUAAUCUUUGAAUCCACGUAUUGACGCUGUUUGCUCCGGCAGAUAGCGAGGCAGGUGGCGGGGUAGUCUCCUCCCGAGGCACAAGCUGUUACCUCCCAUGCUGUUUACAGCUAAGUGCAAAGAAGCAGAAACAAACUGUAUCUGUACAAUCGGUGGAGCUUCAUUUGAGGCUGGCUCAGGCCCCAGUCGGGCGGCCCCUAGAGUUGAAGUAGGAGAGACGUUGAUAGGAGCAGUUCAACUCCAGGAGACUGGUAUCACAAGGUGUGUGGGAGCACUGGCCUUCCUUCUACGUGUCGAGUCUGGCGCACUUAUAUUUACUUGGCGAAGCCUGUACCACCAGCAAGCUAGUGAGGCAGAGAGAAGACAACCUGCUCACCCAUCGUUGACUUCCAGAAUCAGGAACAAAUCUUUCGUCUUACUGACUUUAUAGAAGAAAAACCCACCGCCAUUACACUCUUGAAGGAGCUGAAAGCAGAAUUUGAUAUUACCUUCAGAGACCAGUUCUGUGUCAAAGCUGGAAAACAACAAAAUGAACAACACAAGCAACACUGAAGCGGAUCCUUAUGACUACUACUACAACAUUUACACACUGUAUUACGCCUCCUACAUCUGGGUCCUCGCAGCCGUUGGCGUCCCUGGUAACGUGGCCUGCAUCAUGACAAUCGCUACAAUGACCCUCACCACGGCCACCUUGUACGUGGUGCUGUUGGCGGCGGCAGACCUCGCAGCUCUGGUACUCAAGGUAAUCUUUCACCAACUGAGCUAUCAUAGAAUACCGGAAAAUACCUUUAUCUGUAAAGGGGAUGUGUUUGUUCAGGUAGUCAGCUGCUAUGCUAACUGGAUGCUCGUCCUCAUCUGCUUUGAGAGGUUUCUAACCGUGUGCUAUUUCCUGAGAAAAAAUACUUGCUUCACGAUAAAAAGAGCCAUUGUCAUUGCCGUCUUACUUGGAGUGACCCUGUUUUUGUGUUUUCUGUAUGGAUUCAUUAACAUGGACAAGGCAAAAGCGGGAUACUGUUCGUACCCGGAGCAUGCUCAGGAGUUUGUCAUCACCUACUGGCACUGGAUUGUAGCCUCCAUUUACUUUUUUCUUCCCUUCACCCUGCUCGCCAUCUUUACCAGCCUCAUCCUCGUCCGUCUCAGGCGGCAACGAAAGGCGAGCGAGGCCAUCGGGGAGACAACUGAAAACACAAGGGAGAGAAGCCAAAUGCGAGUUGAACUGCCCAUCUGUAUCAUGAUGGUGUGUGCCGCUAUUGUCUUUCUGGUACUAACAUUGCCGACCUGCAUCUAUCAUCUGAUUGUAGCAUGGAAGAAGAUCAACGUAGACACCCCACAACAAUGGUUUGCUUGGGCAAUGUUCCAACAGCUUGCCAUAAGCUUGUCUGAGGCCAACCACGCAGUAAACUUCUAUAUUUAUUUCCUGUCUGUACGGAUGUUCCGGUCUCGUUUCAAACAGCUGAUGAUGAAACUUUUUUAGGACAGAGAACUACCAACGAAGGUGAGGUUGUAACACAACAUUCGCUGCUACAAGAGCACACAGUGAAUGAAACAACUAUGUGAGAGUACAACAGGAGGACUGACUGAGUUAUUGGUGAAGAAAUCGUGUACCUUCUACCCCUGGUCAACUGGCGAGUCCAAGGAAGAUUAAAUGAGAGAAAAAAAACAUUGAUACAAAACUCCUUUCCCUUUCACGCAAAAUGAUAUUGUAUGUAACAUUGUAUAAGAAAUCUUGAGAAAUUUGGACACAACAGGAGGCAAGAAUAAAUAAAGAAGGAAAUAAAGAUAACAAAAGCAAAGACGGAAUAAAAGUAAAGAAAGAUGGGGACUCUUACCAAACACGAUUCUACAAAAGAGUUAACACACGACAUAGCCGCAAGGAAAACUGUAAACAAACUUGUUUGCAUAUUCGGGAAGACAGAAGAUAAAAAUAACGAGGAGCCAUUUGAAAUGAUGGCAAGAAGUAUUAAAAAUUUCGAUUUUUUUUUUUAGAAUUAAUCUCUAGUGUUACAUUAUGAGUAUGCCUCUCAAUAUCCAUUAUUAUUUAUGCUUUACAAGCCAUUUCGUAUGCAUGGAAGAUUUUUAUUUUUUUAAAUAUAACAAAGUAAAAUAUUUCAGGUACAUCUAAUUGCAUGUUGCAAAUAAUUGAAAUUAUGUUAAGCAUUGUUUGUUUGUGCAGAUGCAGUUUUUACAAGAUAUGCUUUUGUAGGCCAUGUAAAGAUUUUUACAACUGACUUAUAACAUUGUUAUUAUUUGACAUAAAUUUUGAAUAAAACCAAGGUUUGAAUUAUAGAGGUACAGUUCGAUUUCACUGAAAACUAGUCGGUCAUGUAAAUACAGAUUUUGUUUGCCAUUAAUUUGUUGAGCACGUGCUCUUUGUAUUGAUGUGAUUAAUGUUACAACUUUUUACAGUUAUCACAUUGUUAAUAUUAGGCCUGAGAGCGACUUUUUGAAUGAAAACGGUUUAUUUCGUUUAGACUGAUGAUCUUCCCGUUAUGUUUCGUCUUUCCUUUAGACAGGGAUGUGGUCUUUGUAUGAAAAUGUGAAAGAUCAUAAAAUAUCUCAUCUUUAUUGUCCGUAUUAGCUUGUGCAAGUUUUACAUGUGAGUGAAAACACGGACCAGGAAAUGCAAAAAAUAAUUUAAUAAUUUAGUUUAAAUAAAUAAUCGCUUCAGAUGUAAUUACUAUAACUCAUUGGUACAUUUAUCUCUUUGAAUAUACACACUUCCUUUUUUGUUUUCCUUUUCUUGAAGAUGUCUUUGUCUGUGACCUAUCUACACUCUGUGAUAUUUAUUUGUGGCGGCAUGUGUUUGAAAAUGUUUUAAUAAAUGGCAUCAAUGUUCAUUAAAACUAACUCGCGGCCCAUUUACUCAACAAGUAACAAGGGAUCAACUAAACAUAAACUUUAAUACGUAUCUCAGCAACAAACCUAAACAUCUGUACAGAUUUCUCACAUGUUUGGUGUUUUUGUUGCGGGUGGUUACAUUUGUCGGAAACUUUAGAGUAAUGUGUACAUAAACAUAUUCUGUUGUCUAAAAAGGCUGUUAGCUUUUUUCUGUAUUGCUAUUGUUGUAUUAAGCUGUUAUACUUACGACUGUUACAAAUACAAUUACAAAAAUUUGCAGUACAUUUUCUAAUAAAGAGUUAUAUCAUAUAAGUAAUCUCA
This is a messenger RNA of Pomacea canaliculata, 3387 nucleotides long. RefSeq names its product substance-P receptor-like. Gene Ontology annotation, molecular function: G protein-coupled receptor activity. Bases 758 to 1702 code for a protein of 314 amino acids. The transcript has 3 exons. Gene Ontology annotation, biological process: G protein-coupled receptor signaling pathway. NCBI's taxonomy places the organism in Eukaryota, Metazoa, Mollusca, Gastropoda, Architaenioglossa, Ampullariidae. Gene Ontology annotation, cellular component: plasma membrane. The record is from RefSeq and is a predicted model, not a curated record.